Zophobas morio is the source of this 738-nucleotide messenger RNA. RefSeq lists its product as uncharacterized. The coding region runs from base 8 to 562 and encodes 184 amino acids. NCBI's taxonomy places the organism in Eukaryota, Metazoa, Arthropoda, Insecta, Coleoptera, Tenebrionidae. The transcript is spliced from 4 exons. The record is from RefSeq and is a predicted model, not a curated record.
CGUUACCAUGGCGUUACCAAAGUUAGCACUGCUGGGUUUUUGGCUAACAGUGGCCGCAAACGUGAUGGACGUUCUGCGACCGAAAACAAUAAGAAUUUAUAAAUUCGAAGGAGUGUGUUCUGGGUAUGAAAAUGCACCUAUCACUUUGAGAGACAUCCACCUAAUUUAUUCAAACAAAAUUCACUUGAUAUCUUUGGUUUGCGUUGGAAAGGAGAACAUUUCUGAAGACUUAAAGUUGAAACUGGAUUUAAAAAGGUGUCAGUCUCGAGAGGCUCUCGAUUCCUGCGAAAAAUACCAAACUAUAAAUAUUAACCACUUGUGUCGCCUAAUCAACGCAGAAAAUAAACCUUGGUCGCCUCUUGUCAAACUGGCUAAUCCACCCAUGCAGUGUCCUGUUCGAAAGGGUGUUCGAGUUGUCAAAAACGGGACUUUCGAUGGUUCCGCUUUUUCCCACUUACCUAUAGCCGGAUGGUACUGGAUUGUAACCGCAUGGGCUCUGGGAGAAGAAACAAAUCGCGUACUUAUGUGCGUUAAUUUCGAAGGACAGCUCGUUUCGUCUUAGUUUCAAAUUGGCGCCGUUUUGUUAGUUGACUCGCUCGCUACCAGAGGCCACUCGCGUACUAGUUUCAGUAUUUCUUUAAAAUGCAGCUACUGGAAUCGAAUUAAUUUAGCUUGUGUGCAUAAAAUUACCAUUGAAUAAUGUGUGACACAUAUACCGCACGCGUGUGUAGGUCUUUA